Scheffersomyces stipitis CBS 6054 is the source of this 1140-nucleotide messenger RNA. It is a transcript of the gene APN1, whose product is annotated as DNA-(apurinic or apyrimidinic site) lyase. Gene Ontology annotation, cellular component: mitochondrion; nucleus. Gene Ontology annotation, molecular function: DNA binding; zinc ion binding; phosphoric diester hydrolase activity. The transcript is spliced from 2 exons. Bases 1 to 1140 code for a protein of 379 amino acids. Gene Ontology annotation, biological process: base-excision repair. The record is from RefSeq and is a predicted model, not a curated record. Lineage: Eukaryota; Fungi; Ascomycota; Pichiomycetes; Serinales; Debaryomycetaceae.
AUGCCUCCUAAAGUUAAAACUGAGGUAGCCAAAGCUGUCAAGGAAACUGUCAAAAAGACGGUCAGAGCCAAAAAGGUUAAGAAGGUCGAGUUCAAGUAUGAAAGACUGACUACGAGCAAAUUCAAAUUUGGAGCUCACGUAGGUGCAUCUGGUGGAGUUUCAAAUUCCGUCAUCAAUGCCAGAAACCUUGGUGCUAACAGUUUUGCCUUGUUUUUGAAGUCUCCUAGGAAAUGGGUGAGUCCCCCCAUCUCUGCUGAAGAAAUUGACAAAUUCAAGCUGUUGUGCGAAGAACACGGAUAUGAUCCCAGAACCGACGUUUUACCUCAUGGAUCGUAUUUCAUUAACUUAGCCAAUCCAGACCCUGAAAAGGAGGAAAAAGCGUUUGACGGAUUUCUAGAUGAUUUGCACAGAUGUGAACAAUUGAACAUUGGAUUAUAUAACUUUCAUCCAGGCUCGAGUUUAGACGGGGACCAUAGGGAAGCUCUUGAGAGGUUGGCCAAAAACAUCAACAGGGCUAUUAAAGAAACAAGCUUUGUCAAAAUCGUGAUUGAAAAUAUGGCUGGCCACGGUAACUUGAUCGGAUCCAAUCUACAAGAUAUCAGAGACGUCAUAGACAUCGUAGAGGACAAGCUGAGAGUCGGAGUUUGCGUCGACACUUGCCACACAUUUGCUGCUGGGUACGAUAUUUCGACUGAGGAGAAGUUUGAAGCGUUCUGGAAGGAGUUUGACAACAUUGUGGGUGCCGAAUUCUUGAGUGCCAUCCAUUUGAAUGACUCCAAAGCUCCUUUGGGUGCCAACAGAGAUUUACACCAAUUCUUGGGACAAGGAUUUUUGGGCUUGGAAGCAUUCAGAGUCGUGGCUAACUCGCCCAGAUUGCACAAUAUUCCCAUCAUCUUGGAAACCCCCGUAGGUAACGACGAUAGUUACUAUGGAGAAGAGAUUAAACUCUUGGAACUAUUAGAGGAUAAAACCAUUGACGACACGGAGUUUGUAGAGAAGAAAGAAAAGCUCUCGAAGUUGGGAGCAAAAGAGAGAUCCGAGCAUGAGAAGAAGUUCGAGACCAAGAAGGCUAAGACGGCUAAGAAGACUGCUGGUGAUGAUAUCGCUUCGUUGGUUACAAAGAGACCCAAAAGGAAGUAG